GCUCCCUUCUUGUGAGCUGUACCUUUUCCCAUUAUUCUCUCUAUUUCUCUCUGUGUCUGUACUACUGUGGUGUAUUUGUAAGCUGGACACUUUGUUCUUUUCCAACAAAUAAGAAGAUACAUCAAGUAUAACGUGGACACGUGAGCCGAGGACGUGUGGAUCAAAAGUGAACACAGGGAUGAGGCGAUAAAAUGGUAUAGACGAGUUGUGCACGAGGUGUCGGUGAGGGCAACGGUGGAGACUAAAGCUACCGGGGGAGGGGACUAGGGUAUAUCGCACUCGCAAGCGCGCGCGCGCUACAACAACGGACUGCAGCAGCUGUGCAGCGAUUGUGGCGAGGGUUAAGCCAUAAUAAGCAGUUGUAUGGCUAGUGCAAGUGUGUACUGCAUGUGAGGAUGAGAUCAUGUGUGAAGAUUUUGCGAGUGGAGAAGGGGUUAAAGAAAAAAAAGGGAAUAAAGAAGUUUCAGUAGUUCAACUCAACCGAUAGUCAUCCAGCAGCAGCAACAACAGCACAAAAGACCACCAGCAGACCGGGACGAUGUGGAGCUCGGUGACGGCCGCUGGUUUCGAGAACGGUCCAGCGCCUCCCUCGCGGAGCAAGCACAGUGCAACUUUGCUGGCUGGACACGUGUACCUGCUUGGGGGUAGGAAUGGCAAUCUGCCGCUCAAGGACCUCUGGCGAUACAGUCUUGCCGAUAGCAGAUGGGAGGAGCUGCAUCCCUCGGGAGAGCGGCCACCGGCCCUGCAGGAGCACAGCGCUGUCGCUUACAAGGACUGCCUGUACGUGUUUGGUGGCGAACUUGGCUUCUCGGCUGGCACCGAGACCCCGCUCUGGUGCUACUCCGUCAAGUCUAACUCGUGGCGAAAGAUCCGGGCGCAGAAGGGCUGCGCCGUCCCGAGGGGCAGGAGAGGACACACGGCCCUCGUCCACCGUGGACAGAUGCUUAUUUACGGCGGCUACCAGGACCUCAGGGGCAGCUCCUCCGAACUUUGGGCUUUCCACUUUGAAACGGAAUCAUGGCACCUGUUGUCAUGCGAAUCGGGCCCCCCAGCCCGGCACAAGCACUCGGCAGUGCUACACGACGACGGCAUGUACGUGUACGGCGGUAUGACGGACCUGCAGGAGCGCAGCGAUUGCUGGCGCUGGGACAUCAAGGCAGCCUCCUGGUGUCUCCUAAAGAGCAAACCAGGCCCCGGUCCUUUGCACGGCCACGCCGCCUGCCGCCUGCCCAGCUGUAUGCUCAUUUUCGGUGGCGAGAGCGGCGGACUGGCCACCAACGAGCUCUGGAGGUUCCAUUUCGGUCAGUAUGACCUUGUCCAUCACCCAUGA
This is a messenger RNA of Copidosoma floridanum, 1330 nucleotides long. RefSeq lists its product as uncharacterized. The record is from RefSeq and is a predicted model, not a curated record. NCBI's taxonomy places the organism in Eukaryota, Metazoa, Arthropoda, Insecta, Hymenoptera, Encyrtidae. Gene Ontology annotation, cellular component: cytoplasm. Gene Ontology annotation, molecular function: chromatin binding; protein binding.